AUGACUGAACCAGAAGUUGCCCCAUACGGAGGGUUCAUAGUAAAGACUUUAGAAGACGAGAAGGCAAAUGAAGCCAAUCUUGAAGAGCUUGCCAUAGAAGUGGGAUAUAAUGGCAGUACUCAAAAGUUAAGACCAGAGGCAUUGAGAUUGAAUGGGGUGGACAAUCUAUCCACCGAAGAAAUCAAGUCAUAUGUUGAUUACUAUCUCAACUACACAACAUCACAUAACGAAGAGCUUGAUACAAUAGAAUACAACCAGAUCCCCUUUGAGGAACAAGUGACAUUUCGUGUUGAGUGGAUUGACGAUUCCAACGUUAAUAUAGUUUUUAAAACAAAUCAUGAUAAGUUAAGAGCACUUAGACAAUUGUGCGGUGAUCCGAUAGACAUCAAUGAGGAUGAUCCGUCCUUUAUAACAGAGGCAAUUCAAGAACGUCGUGCAAAAGAUUACAAUCCAAUAGUAGCUUUUCGCAGCAGUCAAAGCUUGUCCAAUCGGUUGGGAUUGAAGGAAAAGUCAAAAGAUGAUCAACAAGAGGGUAUGAUGGAGGACGAAUCUUCAAUCGAGUUACGUAUUAGGCAAUCAUUUCAACUGGAUCGAAAAGUAAGGAACGCAUCGCAAUAUUCACGGUACUACCUAAUUCAUGGAGAACCUGAGAGAACACGCAGACCUCGCCCACCACAUAGACAUAAAAGGAGAGAUUUUGAAGUGAAAGCAAAUGCUGAGAAAGAAGAAGAGGAGGAUUUGUUUGCAGACAAACUCAAACAGGGAAGAACCAGAUCGCGUGAGCCGGUGAUUGAUGACGACGAGGAUUUGUUUGCUGAUAAGUUGAAGAGGAGUAGAUCACGAUCCCCAACUCGAUCUGGUAGUAGUCGUUUCAGUCAAAGGUAA
Molecule: messenger RNA, 885 nt
Organism: Lodderomyces parapsilosis
Lineage: Eukaryota; Fungi; Ascomycota; Pichiomycetes; Serinales; Debaryomycetaceae
Exons: 1
Coding region: 1-885 (294 amino acids)
Cellular component (GO): nucleus; cytosol
Molecular function (GO): RNA 7-methylguanosine cap binding; mRNA binding
Source: RefSeq, a predicted model, not a curated record